AUGUCUUCCCUCGACCCAAUUAAGCCCUUCUCCUCUAACCUGCACGGGUCAUACUCCUGGCCGCAGAGCCUGCAGGGCAUACACUUCGGGCCUGGUUCAAUCAAGACCGCCCUGCCGAAGCUCCUAGCUAAGAUUGGGGCCAAGAAGGCCCUGGUCGUCACGGGCCGUAGCCUCCACGAGAAGACCGACGUGGUUCGCAGGGUCGAGAACGUGCUCAAAGAGCUCAACGCUUACGGCGCGACCUUCUACGAGAUCGGGCAGCACUCGCCGAUCGCCGGCAUCGAAAAUGGUCUCCAGCAGUUCAAGGACGUCGGCGCGGAUGUGAUCGUUGCGGUUGGCGGUGGCUCGCCUGUCGAUGCUUCCAAGGCCAUCCUGUACUUCCAGCAACAGGAGACUGGCGGCCCCUAUCUUAAGCAGAUCGCCAUUCCGACGACUCUGAGUGCCGCCGAGUACACCGUCGGCGCGGGGUAUACCAACGAGGAGGGCGUAAAGGUCGCGGUCAACGCGCCCGAGCUCGUGCCCGCGGGCAUUAUCCUCGAUGCGGAACUUACCCUUGCGACCCCGGAACGUCUCUGGCUUUCCACUGGUAUCCGUGCUUUGGAUCAUGCUGUCGAGAACUUGUAUCGCCCCCUCGUUGCCCCACCGCUCAAGCACCUCUGCUAUGCUGCCCUUGUCGAUCUAUUCAAAUAUCUCCCCCUGUCGAAAGCAAACCCGCAAGCGGUAGACGUCCGCCAGAAGCUGCAGCUCGCGUCCUGGAUGAGCAUUUGGCCGCUCCAGCUGGAGCGAUACGGCGCGCUCGGACUCUCGCACUCCCUCGGCCACAAGAUCGGUGCGCGCUACAGCAUCCCUCACGGCAUCACUUCGUGUCUCACUCUCGCGCCUACCGUCGCACUCCAAACCGAGCUCGCGUCAGGCGAGGACAAGGAGUGGCUCUCGGGCGCGCUCUUCCACCUGCGCCAGCCGUCCACGGGCUCGAUCGACGGCGACAUCCGCAAGCUCUCCGCGGAGAUCUACAGCCUGGUGGAGGGACUCGGGCUGCGUUCGACGCUCACAGAGUACAACGUGCCGCGCGCGGACCUGCCGGAGAUCGCGCAGCUCGCGCUCGGGAGCAAGGAGGAUCCGGCGCAGCCAAAGGUUGUCGCUCUGCUCGAGGCGCUGUAUUGA
Molecule: messenger RNA, 1164 nt
Organism: Trametes versicolor FP-101664 SS1
Lineage: Eukaryota; Fungi; Basidiomycota; Agaricomycetes; Polyporales; Polyporaceae
Product: iron-containing alcohol dehydrogenase
Exons: 7
Coding region: 1-1164 (387 amino acids)
Cellular component (GO): mitochondrion
Molecular function (GO): metal ion binding; alcohol dehydrogenase (NAD+) activity
Source: RefSeq, a predicted model, not a curated record